Clupea harengus (Atlantic herring) is the source of this 2646-nucleotide messenger RNA. It is a transcript of the gene hook1, whose product is annotated as hook microtubule tethering protein 1. NCBI's taxonomy places the organism in Eukaryota, Metazoa, Chordata, Actinopteri, Clupeiformes, Clupeidae. Gene Ontology annotation, biological process: cytoplasmic microtubule organization; cytoskeleton-dependent intracellular transport. Gene Ontology annotation, molecular function: microtubule binding; dynein light intermediate chain binding. The record is from RefSeq and is a predicted model, not a curated record. Gene Ontology annotation, cellular component: centrosome; cytoplasm.
UCGACAGUACGUGCUUUAUCCCGUCAAUCCCCCAAUCAUUCUCAAGAGUGUACGCCAAAGAAUGUACGUCGGGUUGGUAAUUCAUGAACCAACUACGGUAAUUUAACGGCGCUUGUGCUUCUGGAGACAGUUGUCUUACGCAUCUGAAAUAAAGUACAACCUCAGGUGAGGUCAAAUGGUGUGGGAAAGCAAAACACAUCGCUGACAGGUGAGCGCCUGAACGGAAAUAUCUGCCUGCCCUACUCGGAGGGAAGAGAUGGAUGUGAACAAGACGGUGCUAUGCGAGAGCCUGAUCGUAUGGCUGCAAACCUUUAACACCUCAGCGCCAUGCAAGACCUUGGAGGACCUGACCACUGGAGCAGCCAUGUCUCAGGCUCUGCAUCAAAUAGAGCCCACAUGGUUCAACGAGGGCUGGCUGAGCCGCAUCAAGGAGGACGUCGGGGAGAACUGGAGGCUGAAGAUGAACAACUUGAAAAAGAUCCUUCAGAUGAUGGUUGAUUACUAUAAUGAGAUCCUGUCCCAACAGAUCUCGGACUUCCCGCUCCCUGAUCUGGUCCGGGUGGCCGAGCACUCCGACCCGGAGGAAUUGGGCCGCCUUCUGCAGCUCAUCCUGGGAUGUGCUGUAAAAUGUGACCGCAAACAGGAGUACAUCCAAGUCAUCAUGACCCUGGAGGAGUCUGUGCAGCAUGUGGUGAUGACGGCCAUUCAGGAGCUCAUGAGCAGAGAGAGCAUGACCCACUUCGGAGCGGAGCCCCUGGGGGACACGGAGCAACAGCUGAAGAAGGCCAUGGAGGACCUUGCAGAGGUGAUGGCUGAGAAGGAGGAGCUUGCGCAGCGCUGUCAGGAGCUGGACGUUCAGGUUACGAUGCUGCAGGACGAGAGGAACAGCCUGCUAGCGGAGAACGACGUCCUGACGGACCGCGCCAGUCAGCUGGACACGUUUGAUGACCCCAGCACGCCGUCGGGCAAGAAGCACAGCCAGCUGUCGCUCCAGCUGGAGCAGAUGCAGGAGGAGAACUUCAGACUAGAGGCUGCUAAAGAUGACUACCGCAUCCACUGUGAGGACCUGGAGAAGCAGCUGAUAGAAAUCCAGCACCGCAACGAUAACCUGACCAGCUUGGCUGAGGAGGCUCGUACUCUCCGAGACGAACUGGACAUUCUCAGGAGCUGCUCUGACAGGGCAGUGAAGCUGGAGGCAUCUGUGGAGACCUAUCGUAAGAAGAUGGAGGACCUGAGUGACCUGCGGCGGCAGAUGAAGAUCCUGGAGGAGAAGAACAUGACCUACAUGCAGAACACAGUCAGCCUGGAGGAGGAGCUGAAGAAGGCCAACGCCGCCCGUGCCCAGCUGGAGACCUACAAGAGACAGGUCCAAGAGCUGCACAAGAAGGUGUCUGAGGAGUCUCGCCGGGCAGACAACCUGGCCUUUGAGAUGAAGAAGCUGGAGGAGAAGCAUGAGACCGUGCUGAAGGAGAAAGAGAGGAUCAUAAUCGAGCGCGACUCUUUGAAGGAGACCAAUGAGGAGCUUCGAUGCACACAGGCCCAGCAAGACCAGUUCCUACAAGCAGAAAUGUUCCAGUCUGACAGUCCAAGCCAUGACAACCUUGCAGCUGAGCUGCUGCCUAUUGAGUACAGGGAGAAGUUCAUCCGGCUGCAGCACGAGAACAAGAUGCUGCGCCUGGAGCAGGAAGGCUCAGAGAACGAGCGCAUCGUGGAGCUGCAGCAGCAGCUGGAGGUGGCGCACCGCGAGCGCAGCGAGCGCGAGACUGACACCAGGUUAAACAGGGAGAGGAUGAGUGAGCUCCAGCAGCAGGUGGAGGAUCUCCAGAAAUCCCUGCAGGGCCAGGAGACCAAGCCUGAGGACUCUCACCUCAAGAGGAAGCUGGAUGCCCACAUGGUGCAGCUGAAUCAGGCCCAGGAUGAGAUCAUGAAGAAGAAAGAGCUUCUGGAGGACCUUCAGCCAGACACCACUCAGAAUGCUCUGAAACUAGAGGAGCUGAGUGCUGCCCUUAAGAAGAAGGAUGAGGACAUGAAGGCCAUGGAGGAGAGAUAUAAGAUGUACCUGGAGAAGGCUCGCAACGUGAUCCGCGCUCUGGACCCAAAGAUGAACCCAGCCUCAGCGGAGAUCCAGUCUCUGAAAACCCAGCUCUCCGAGAAGGAGAAGAGGAUCGCCUCUCUGGAGAGGGAGUGUGAGCAAGCCAAACUGAAGGAGUACGAAGAGAAGUUGAUUGUUACGGCGUGGUACAAUAAGAGCCUAAACUUGCAGAAGAUGGCGAUCGAGUCCCGCCUGAGUGGUCGCUCCAACUCUCUGAUCCCCCCCGGCCAGUCCUUCCUGGCCCAGCAACGGCAGGUGACCAACGCCCGGCGGCCAGUCUCGGUCAACGUGCCUGCCUCCUCCUCCAAGUGAAGGAAUCUUCCAGCCCUUUUUUUUUUUUCUGCUCUUCUUCCUCCCUCUGUUUCCCUCUCUCUCUCUGUCUCUCUGUCUCUCUGUCCACACUCCCUCUAAUGUGCACUUAAGUGACCUUAAGGAAACUGGUGGUUACCCCACUGCAGGCACUGAGGUCAACCCCCCCCUCACACUGGAAAACAGCCCAGACACACACACACACACACACACACACACUCACCCUCUCAUAUACACACACACAC